UCUAAUAGUUAUCAGCUCGAAAACAUUGGAAGCGAAGUCAUCAUGGAAUUUUGAUGAACAUUACUUUAAUUUUGCCAUUCAAGGUUGCUCUAUACAUUGUCUUGUAUAAAGAUUCAUGUGGGAGAAGUUGAACACCUCUGUGACGAAAAACACACACACGCUCAUCAAUUUUUGGCACUAUACAUUGAAACCAAAUACACAUCCAGAAAAUUCAAGCAGGUAGAGGAAACUGCUCGAUCCCUUCUAGAAUUCCCUGUGUGUGUCCAGUUCAUUCUAGCAAAUGGUAAAUAAUAAGCGAAGACAUCGUACCUCCUCGAACGCUUGCGGAAAGCACUCGACUAUUCCAGAUCUGCUCGCUUCCACUAUAUAAACGCCCGGUUCGAGCAGCUCUCGUCAUAACAGUUCAAGCAAGAGAGAGCGAAACACUCACUUGAAAUCCAAAGCGCGAAGCUAUACGCAAGCAAUACCAAACGAAAACAAAGUUCCUAGUGAAGUCAGUUUGAAAUUUGAAGUAGUGAAAUAAGUGAAAAGUGUAUCAAUUCGAAUCGAAAACCACAAAGUGAAUCCAAAGCAAAAAUGUCUGCAAUUGGUAUCGAUUUGGGAACCACGUAUUCCUGCGUGGGAGUGUUCCAGCAUGGCAAAGUCGAAAUCAUUGCCAACGACCAAGGAAACCGCACCACCCCAAGCUAUGUGGCAUUCUCGGACACGGAACGACUCAUCGGUGAUGCAGCCAAGAACCAGGUGGCCCUCAACCCGCAGAACACAGUUUUCGACGCUAAGCGAUUGAUUGGACGCCGUUUCGACGACCCGAAAAUCCAGGCCGACAUCAAACACUGGCCCUUCAAGGUUUUCAACGAUGCCGGAAAGCCGAAAAUCGAAGUCGAGUUCAAGGGCGAGAAGAAGCGAUUCGCUCCGGAGGAAAUCAGCUCGAUGGUUCUGGUUAAAAUGCGGGAAACUGCUGAGGCCUAUCUGGGAAAAAGUUGCAAGAAUGCAGUUAUAACAGUUCCAGCAUAUUUCAACGAUUCUCAGCGACAGGCCACAAAGGACGCCGGAGCCAUUGCCGGACUCAAUGUGAUGAGAAUCAUCAACGAACCGACGGCAGCUGCAUUGGCUUACGGUCUUGACAAGAAUCUCAAAGGUGAACGAAAUGUCCUGAUCUUCGAUCUGGGUGGUGGCACAUUUGACGUUUCCAUCCUGAGCAUCGAUCAGGGUUCGCUAUUCGAAGUAAAAGCUACGGCUGGUGACACUCAUCUGGGAGGAGAGGACUUCGACAAUCGCAUGUUGUCACACUUUGUGGAAGAGUUCAAGCGCAAGUAUAAGAAAGAUAUCUCAUCGAAUGCCCGAGCCCUACGACGACUGCGAACGGCAUGUGAACGAGCGAAGCGCACAUUGUCUUCCAGCACUGAAGCUACUCUCGAAAUCGACGCCCUGGCCGACGGAAUCGAUUUCUACACGAGGAUUUCCAGAGCUCGAUUUGAGGAGCUGUGCUCGGAUCUGUUCCGAUCCACACUUCAACCAGUUGAGAAGGCUCUGUCCGACGCCAAAAUGGACAAGAGCACAAUUCACGACAUCGUUCUGGUUGGUGGAUCAACUCGCAUUCCAAAAGUCCAGAAUCUGCUGCAAAACUUCUUCUGCGGAAAGUCACUGAAUCUGUCAAUCAACCCGGAUGAGGCCGUAGCUUACGGUGCUGCAAUACAAGCUGCCAUCCUCAGCGGAGACAAGGACGAAAAGAUCCAAGAUGUCCUGCUCGUUGAUGUGGCUCCACUCUCCCUGGGCAUCGAGACAGCUGGAGGAGUCAUGACCAAACUAAUUGACCGUAACAGUCGAAUCCCGUGCAAACAGACCAAAACAUUCACAACAUAUGCGGACAACCAGCCAGGAGUAUCGAUCCAGGUGUUCGAAGGAGAACGUGCCAUGACCAGAGACAACAACCGUCUGGGACAGUUCGAACUAUCUGGCAUUCCACCAGCUCCCAGAGGCGUUCCGCAAGUUGAGGUUACAUUCAAUUUGGAUGCCAACGGCAUUCUAAAUGUAACGGCCAAGGACAAAAGCAGCGGAAACGAGAAGAACAUCACCAUCAAGAACGACAAGGGCCGACUGAGCCAGGCCGAUAUCGACCGGAUGGUGAACGAGGCAGAAAAGUACCGCGAAGAAGAUGAAAAACAGCGAGAACGCAUUUACGCCCGGAACCAGCUGGAAGCUUACUGUUUCCAACUGAAGCAAUCCCUCGAAUCGGCCGGAGAAAAACUGAGCGAAUCGGACAAGAACACCGUGAAAGACAAGUGCGACGAAACGCUCCGAUGGCUGGAUGGAAACACGAUGGCCGAGAAGGAUGAGUUUGAACACAAGAGGCAAGAGCUGAGUCGAGUUUGCAGUCCGAUCAUGACUCGGUUGCAUCAGGGUGGAGCCGAAGCUGGAGCAAGAGAUUCAAGUUGUGGAGGACAGCAAACAGGAGGAUGUGGUGGCCAAUCGCAAACGGGGCCAACCAUCGAGGAAGUUGAUUAAAAUGGGUUGAGAGAUUGAAUGAGACUGAAUAUUUGUUAGAUUGGCUGUUGAUAUGGACGAUGCAGAUCGUUUGUUGAUUCUUUGUAAAUAUCGAGUUGGGAAAAUCACAAGGAAGAUCAAUUAAAUAGUGCAUCUUAUUAUGUUAUUUUGUUAAAUAAAAUAUACUAGCAAAAA
Molecule: messenger RNA, 2679 nt
Organism: Aedes albopictus (Asian tiger mosquito)
Lineage: Eukaryota; Metazoa; Arthropoda; Insecta; Diptera; Culicidae
Product: heat shock protein 70 A1-like
Exons: 1
Coding region: 577-2505 (642 amino acids)
Cellular component (GO): cytoplasm; plasma membrane; nucleus
Molecular function (GO): ATP-dependent protein folding chaperone; ATP binding
Source: RefSeq, a predicted model, not a curated record